AUGGAGACAAAUAUUAUAUCUCUUCCUGCCGACGCCCACGACAAGAUCGCGACAAACUUGGUAGCAAGAGACACCCUGUCUCUAUCCCUAUCUUGUCGACGUUUUCGACGAACACUUGGCCCGACAAACAAGUUCCUCUGGUUUGCAAAGCUUUGCUUGCCACGACUCUCCGCUAGCGAGAAUGGAGAUCACCCUUUCACCCCCUUUAAUCCUUCUCGAAAUUGGGUGAGAUAUUUCAUUCAUGACAAGCGUACGGGAGGUAAAACUGGGUGGCCUAUUUGUAUCUCCUGCUACGACGAAUUUUAUGAAUGUUACGAUUCCUUCCAAGAAUCUCACAUAAAAUUGCCGAACCUACCUCGGGUCGCCAGAAGCGUCAAGCACACGAGUGGCGCAACCGGGUUACUUCAAAACAUCAAUAGAAUCGUCAUUAGAAAAUCAGAGGCCACUUCUAUUAUAGAACGGCACGCCAGCUCCUCGAAAGUCAUCUGCUCCGAGUCAAGAGACUUCUCAUCCCGUUUUAACUCUAGUAUACAAAAAUACAUUAAAACUGCAGAUAUUUCUAUUGAGUCUCUGAUGGUUGGAUAUGACGGCUUCUACAAGCGCUUCCAUUUCAUCUUUUCCGUCGAAAAUUUUAGACGAUUCGUUGGAGAAGUCCUAGUUGCGGAGACUAUCGGCUCUUUCGCCCUUCGAAACGAGGAUGAGAAAGCUGACGGAUUUGUCACGAGACUAUUCGAGAUUUUCAAACAUAUCUAUAGGAAUACCGACAAUUUUGGGGACAAUUUGAGACGAAAAGCACUAACCAAGGUUAAGGCGCAGGAUUGCCUCAACGUCUUAUUCGGGGCUAAUGACGACCAACCUACCCCACUCGCUCAAAUUUCCGAUAGAAAGUAUCUUAGGGAUUGGAUGGAGGAGUGGUUCAAAGCUAGCGCUUGGGGGAAGCACUUCAAAGGCCACAAAUAUCAACAUUUAAAAUGCAGCAUUUGCGCCAAGGACAUGCCCACUGCCAACUGCUGGUAUCACGGAAACCUUGCCGAGGAUUUCCCAGGAAGGUGGAUAGUAGCUCAUUUUUUUUGA
Messenger RNA from Orbilia oligospora ATCC 24927, 1074 nucleotides. RefSeq lists its product as uncharacterized. The transcript is spliced from 3 exons. The record is from RefSeq and is a predicted model, not a curated record. Bases 1 to 1074 code for a protein of 357 amino acids. Gene Ontology annotation, molecular function: protein binding. NCBI's taxonomy places the organism in Eukaryota, Fungi, Ascomycota, Orbiliomycetes, Orbiliales, Orbiliaceae.